GCCAAACCUCUCUCAGCUCUGACUUUGUCAGUUUCCUAAAUAUAGCGGACAGGAUCUGUCCGUGUCUUUCAGCCGGAGACACUUUGAUAAAAAGCCCGUAUUUACAGAAGCACCGGGAGGCCAGUGGGGAAAGCCAUGCUAAGCUGAUGGGCUAACAGGAGCUGACAGGGGGACUAUGUGUUGAGGAUUGUCUCUUAAAUUUUUAACUACUUGGAGCCCUCUGAUAUUCAUCUUUGGUUGUUGGUGGACGUUGCUUUAGCAAUGGGAAGGAAGAAGAUUCAAAUCACCCGUAUCGUUGAUGAGAGGAACCGACAGGUGACUUUCAUGAAGAGAAAGUUUGGCCUGAUGAAGAAGGCCUACGAGUUAAGCGUUCUGUGUGACUGUGAAAUUGCCCUCAUCAUCUUCAAUGGCUCCAACAAGCUGUUUCAGUACGCCAGUACCGACAUGGACAAAGUCCUGCUGAAGUACACAGAAUACAACGAACCCCAUGAGAGCAGAACCAACUCUGACAUCGUUGAGGCCCUUAACAAGAAGGAACACAGAGGCUGCGACAGCCCUGAUGCUGAGGCAUCCUAUGUUCUCACUCCUAAUACUGAAGAAAAAUACAAGAAGAUUAAUGAGGAGUUUGACAACAUGAUGAAGACUCAUAAAAUUUCCACAGGCCAGCAGCAGCAGCAGCAACAGCACUUCAUGCAUGUAGCACCAGGCAGCAUGGCCUACAGUCACAGUGGAGGAGGAGGGGCAACUUCCCAGGCACUAGCUGCAGCCACAGCAGCUUUGGCUGACGGUGGGAUCCUCUCCUCACCUCACACGCACCUCCACAGAAACAUAAACUCUUCACAAAGACCACCGAGUGCUGGAGGUGGCCUGCAGGGCAGUUCCGAGCUGGCUCUGCAAAAUGGAUCUGGACCGACUGUGAAUGGAUUUGGAAAGAUCAUACCAUCAAAAUCUCCUCCUCUUCCACCUCAUGGGAACAGCAUGGUCCCUACCAGCCGCAAGACAGACCUCCGGGUCGUCAUCCCCCACUGCAAAGGAAUGAUGCAAACACUGAAUAACCAAAGGAUGAGUAGCAGUCAGUCCAGUCAGCCUCUUUCCACACCAGUGGUCUCUAUCACCACACCCAGUCUACCCCAUCAGAGUCUGGUCUAUGCUGGCAUCGGCUCUGCCUACAACGAUUACUCCCUGAACAGUGGAGAGUUAUCAGGCUUUAACUCUGCUGCAGGGCCCUCUCUGAGCUCAAUGGCAGCAUGGGAGCAACAGCAGCUGAGCUCCAUGGGGUCAGGAAGCUCCACUCUCUCCAUAAGCACCAAUCAUAACAUCAACAUCAAAGCUGAGCCAAUCUCUCCACCCCGCGACCACCUCAGCCAGUCUGGGUACAUGACCCAUCCACAUGUUCACCCUCAUCAUCACUCCUCUGCCUCCUCAUCAGCUCGAGCAGAGAUGGGGCGGUCCCCUUCUGACAGCGUUGGCUCCUCCUGCAGCUCUCACGAGGGCGGCAGUGACCGGGAAGAGCAGCAGCGACCUGACUUCCACUCGCUCCCUGUGAGUCGGUCAGAGGGCAGGGAGAGUCCGACAGUCAAGCGAAUCCGAAUGGACAGCUGGGUGACAUAGAGCCUGGAGCUACAUCGAGAAGCUGCACCAGGGCAAAAAACAGGAAGGACACUGUUGUGCAAAUGAAAUGUGGUUUUUAUUGAUGUGUUCUGUUGAAUUUGCUUUAAAUAUUUUUUUGCUGUUGUUUUGGUUAUUCAGAAUUUCUUGAGAAGGGUUGAGCGACAUUAGUCUGAGCAUUCUGGAUUGGAUAAAGCUGAAAUUACAGUGGUACUUCAUUUAAUCUUAUUUUCUUCUUUUACAAACAAUUAAAGCUUUGCAGAUUAAAUAUCUGGGUCCAAAUGCAGUACAGUUACAGUAGAGUACAGUUAUUUCCAUUUGCAGUGCACUGUGGCGCUGGAUGGAAGACAGACAAAGCAUAAAAUCAAAGUUCAUGAGUGGGUAAAGUUACUAGGUGUCAAUCGAUUCACUUCUAAUCUUCUCAGGGUUUAAAACCAUUAAAUGAGUCCAUCGUGAAAGCAAUACUCCCUCCACAUCAUCAUUUCUGUUACUCCUCUUUAUAAAAACACGUAUUUAUAUCAGCCAAAGCAGUAUACUGUUUUCUAUGUUGUGUGUGUUUUUAUAUUGUGCACAAAAUUAUACAAUAUUUCAUUCAGAUUUGAAAUCAAAAGCCAUGGACACUUGUAUAUGUACUACCAAAACAUUUCACUCUUUUUUGUACAUAGUAUCUUUAAUAUAUAUCACUUUUGGUGUAACUAUA
Messenger RNA from Oreochromis aureus, 2308 nucleotides. Its product is annotated as myocyte-specific enhancer factor 2A-like. Gene Ontology annotation, biological process: positive regulation of transcription by RNA polymerase II; cell differentiation; heart development. Gene Ontology annotation, molecular function: RNA polymerase II cis-regulatory region sequence-specific DNA binding; protein dimerization activity; DNA-binding transcription factor activity, RNA polymerase II-specific. Bases 262 to 1611 code for a protein of 449 amino acids. Lineage: Eukaryota; Metazoa; Chordata; Actinopteri; Cichliformes; Cichlidae. The record is from RefSeq and is a predicted model, not a curated record. The transcript is spliced from 10 exons.